GCAGCUGUUGUUUGUGUGUAGGGUUUUAGCCUAUUUUCGUAUCGCCGUUAAUACACCGACGAUGUUCCUAUUCCGCUUCCUCAUCCUCCGCUCCCUCAGCCGCCACUGUCCGAGACCCAGUGCCCCUCUUCCCCUCUCCCACUUCCUCCACAAUGUAGCGCUUAACCCUACCUCUGAAAACCCAAUCCAGAAUCUUCCCCCUCCCCCUCCCCAACGCUCCUACGCCUUCAAUUCAGCAGAAGAAGCUGCCGCAGAGCGCCGCCGCCGCAAGCGUCGUUUGCGGAUUGAGCCCCCAAUACAUGCCCUCCGUGCCUCUGCCCCCUCUUCCCCUCCCACUCGGGACCCUAAUGCCCCAAGACUUCCAGACAGCACCUCUGCCCUCGUUGGCCAUCGCCUUAACCUUCACAACCGUGUUCAAUCCCUUAUCCGCGCCUCUGACCUAGACGCCGCCUCUCUCCUUGCUCGCUCCUCCGUUUUCUCCUCUACUCGUCCCACCGUUUUCACUUGUAACGCUAUCAUCGCCGCCAUGUACCGGAACAAACGCUUCAACGAGGCAAUCGCUCUUUUUCAUUACUUCUUCAAGCAAUCUGAUAUUGUUCCAAAUGUUGUUUCUUACAACAAUUUGAUUAAUACCCAUUGCGAUAGGGGUGAAGUCGAUACUGCUAUCCAAGUUUACCACGAGAUUUUGGAGAGGGCACCCUUUAGCCCCUCGCCUGUGACGUACAGGCACUUGACCAAGGGCUUGAUCGAUGCUGGGAGGAUUGGGGAAGCCAUGGAUCUGUUACGGGAGAUGUUGAAUAAAGGGCACGGUGCAGAUUCUUUGGUUUUCAACAACCUCAUAUGCGGGUUUCUGAAUUUGGGAAAUUUGGACAAGGCCAAUGAGUUGUUUGAUGAACUGAAAGAGCGUUGCUUGGUUUAUGAUGGAGUUGUCAAUGCUACGUUUAUGAAGUGGUGGUUUAAACAGGGGAAGGAUAAGGAGGCCAUGGAGUCGUAUAAGUCGUUGUUGGAUAGGAAAUUUAAGAUGCCUCCUCCCACUUGUAAUGCCCUUUUGGAGGUUUUACUCAAACAUGGGAAGAACAAAGAAGCUUGGGCCUUGUUUGAAAAUAUGUUGGAUAAUCAUACCCCUCCUAACUCGCAGGCGGUGAAUUCGGAUACCUUUAAUAUCAUGGUGAACGAGUGUUUUAAGUUGGGGAACUUUGAGGAGGCAAUUAAAACUUUCAAGAAGGUAGGAACGAAGCCGGGAUCCAAGCCUUUUGCUAUGGACACUGCUGCUGGUUAUAAUAAUAUCAUUGCCAGGUUUUGUGAGCGUGGAAUGCUAUAUGAGGCGGACAAGUUUUUUCAAGAACUGUGUGGGAAGUCUCUGACACCAGAUGUUCCAAUGUAUAGAACCAUGAUUGAUGCAUACUUGAAAGCGGAGCGGGUUGAUGAUGCUCUACGGUCUUUUACCAAGAUGGUUGAGUCCGGUUUGAGGGUGAUUGCCGGUCUUGGAACCAGGGUUUUCAGUGAAUUUCUAAAGAAUGGUAAGAACAUGGAAGUUGCUGCACUUUUGAUGAAAAUGGAAGAGAAAGAUCCUAAACCGGAUGCCUCUAUUUAUGAUGUUGUAGUCAGAGGGCUUUGCAAUGCUGAUGAGCUAGACAAAAGCCUCGAUGUACUGGACCAGAUGAUGAGAUAUUCAAUCGGUGUUACCCCUGCAUUGCAGGAGUUUGUGCGUGUAGCUUUUGGAAAAGUUGGGAGGAAUGAAGAUAUUGAUAGAGUUUUAAAUGAAAAUAGGUGGAGAUUCACUGGGCGUCAACCUCGAUCUUUUGGACAGUCGCCACAGUCACCUUCUGGACCUGCUGAGAUAGGUGGAUGGCAGUCAUCAGGUUCUCCACAGAUGGGAGGAGGACAGCAAUAUUCUGGACCUCCUCCAAUACCAAAACAACACUCAUGGUGAUGGGAUUAACUUUGAUAUUGAUGCAGGGGGUGAAUGCAAGGUUUCAUUCAGUUUCACAACUAAAAAUCAACACUCAUCUCUUUCCUGCAUCUAUUUUUAUUGUGGUUUAGCUAUUCUUGUACUUGAGGAUAUCUCACACAUAUAUUUGAAAGUUUGAUACAUGGCUUAAUGUCAU
Messenger RNA from Hibiscus syriacus, 2108 nucleotides. RefSeq names its product pentatricopeptide repeat-containing protein At1g10270-like. Gene Ontology annotation, cellular component: chloroplast. Gene Ontology annotation, molecular function: protein binding. The coding region runs from base 62 to 1933 and encodes 623 amino acids. The transcript has a single exon. NCBI's taxonomy places the organism in Eukaryota, Viridiplantae, Streptophyta, Magnoliopsida, Malvales, Malvaceae. The record is from RefSeq and is a predicted model, not a curated record.